AGAUAUCGCUUCUGACGGAUAAACGCGGGCUAUAAAAAUCUCUUCCCUCGCGCUUUCCCCCGGUAGAGACUGAACUAACCAUCGAGAGAUUGGGCAGGCGGCCGGUUUCUACAAGGAGGGUGUGCGCGUACGGCUCCGUUUUCUCAUCCAUUUUGCGUCGACUUGCAUACCCGCAAUAUGAGAACAGCUUUUCAAAAGCCCUGGGAAAGCGAAACAAGGCAGAUGCAUCCAUCAGUGCACGAAAAAGAACUCCUUUGCAGCUCACACUUCAACCUGGAUUUUCCUGCAGGGAGCAUUCGGUCGUGGUGUUACGUCCAAUCGGCCUGUGGCAUGUGGCUGCUUGCGGAAGUGUGUCGCCCUCUCCGUCUGUCGAGAUUUGCUCGCAUUUUUCCUACAAAUCUCUUUCGGUGACUCGUGAAGGUUCUCGUCGAAGUCACGAGUAGCCCUUUUUGGCAGAAAGGGCGCCGCUUUUUCCGGUGAAGCUUCUCUCUUUUCGCAAGCUUCCUGUCUAACUCCCUCAAGAAAGUAUCUGCGUACCAACGCUACAACUCAAUUCACGCGUUUCCGGCCAACACACGCCAGGCACGCUUUGUUGUGUCGUGAGUGCGUGCGUGUUCGACACGAACAAUUCUUACGGGUGCAAGUUUCGGUUUUGGUGUCGGUGGUUCCUUUCUCUUGGGUUCUGUUUCGUUCUGCUGGCAUUCUGCUCGUACCGCCAAGAGAACGGCUGGCCACGGUAUCGUUCCCCGGUUUUACGCCGUUCAUCUUCCGUGCGAGUACCGGAGAAGCGUUUUCCCGCCAGGCCUUUUUCCUACUACCGCUCCGGAAGAACCGCUUGAUACGAUGGAUAGGUAGCUGUUUGAAACUGAAGAGACUACGCUUUCCGCCUUUGGGAAAAAACAGGGGAAAUGGGGGAUACGCAGUCGGUGCCCGCUUCACGAAGAGGGGGGCAGGGGACCGAGACGGCAGAAGAGCAUGGAAACGCAGACAGUUCGUUUCUCUCUCUGAAUUAUUUUUCUCGGCGGACGCCUGUGGAAAUUUACGCGGUGCCUCUCCACCCAGGACUGGACAACGAUGGGUCGGAAUCACGUGGCCUUCAAAACGGCGAUCCACCGCGCCAGAGCCAAGUCGCAAGACGCAUUGACGGAACGACUCAACAAAUCAUGAUAUUUCCAGUCAAUGCAGAGGACGAGGAAGAGGACGUACGGAAACUCACAGGCGAGGCUCCUGAGCAGGAAUUCAUGUGCUCCGUAUGCCUCGAGCUCCUGUGGAAACCCGUCGUCCUUGAAUGCGGACAUGUUUUCUGCUUCUGGUGUGGAUACCAGUGCAUGAAUGUGUACGACGUUUCGCGUUGUCCACUAUGCAAGAACGCGUUCGACAAAUUUCCGCGGGUCUGUCGACCUCUGAAUCUUUUCCUUCUUCAACAUUUCCCUCGGACCACCGCACUGCGUGACCGGGAGAUGGCGGAAUUUGAAUUCAACCGGCGACGUCAAAGCCCGUGUCAUCUUCGCAUCUUUGAUUUGUCGUCGGGAGCCUCCACCGACGUCGUGAAUCGUUGCUCACCGAAUCUCCUCGAGGCCCUUCGCGCAAAAGCGCCUGACAUUGCUGAAAUGAUGUUGUAUUGGAGCAACGUGGCACGAAAUUCCAACUCCUGGGGCAGGGGUGAGGGAACGGAUGCAGACUGUGACAAGGCCGAAGCCGACAACGAGGCUAAAGAUGACACAGACAACUUUUCUGUCGACGCUGAAAUGGACGACUUAGAUGAGGGCGACACGACUGUCCGCCCGGUAGAUAUAGCAGCCAUUGUCACUGGACACGUUAGAAACCGCGGUGAUGAACCCAUCCAAGCAAUGGAAUCUGAAACUGAGGAGAUGGCAGAGGAAGAACUCAGCUCUUCUCGCAGUUCAGGCAUUCCAGCUCCACCGCUCGAACCAGAGAGCGAUGGCAUGGCGGCGGAUCAGGCCCUUCCGGACGGCAGCCCCGAAGAGCAGCCGACCCUUGCACGGGACUCUGAUUCUGAAGACGGUGGAGAUACCUUAAGCCACCAUCCCCUUUUCAAUGAGAACCUGCUGAACAUGGAGGACUUCGUCCAUUACGGAGUUAGCUGUGAUGGUUGUGGAAAAAUGCCGAUCGUCGGGAGGCGACACACGUGUGUCGAUUGUGGGAAAGCGGCGUGUGACUUCGAUCUCUGCGGAGCAUGCCAAGAUGCGGGCUACAAUAAACCUGGUCGCUUCAAUCAAAACCACUCGGCUGAUCACGAAGUGCGGCUCGUGGAGCAUUCAGCAGCCGAAUGGUGGAUACAGAGCUUGAACCGCAUGCGAAAGAUUCACCCCGAACUCAGUGUUCACCAGAUACUUCAGUGGAUCCUGAUGCACUACCAGGAUAUCCGGAUCGCGGACAACCAACAUCACGAAGAAGCGGGAGUUACCAACGCUACUGCGGUGACAGAAAACGAAUCAACCACAGCAUGACGAACGUGCCAUUCCGAUAUGCAUGACGUUCAUGUACAGAUAUGCCCAGUGUUUGCAGAGUGUGUGAGUGAAUUCAUCAGUGCGAGUAAGUUUCGGUCGUUUUUCGCUGUUCAUUAAAUCAUCAUCAUUCGAAGUAGACCGCGUUUCUAAUGUGACUAUCGAAGGGCGGCAGGUUGUCGGCCUGUGGAAUGAAAUAGCGUAAUGAAGUUCUGCUCCGAAAGCUGUUUCGCACACAGGACUGGACAAUACAUGUAGAGGGUCACUCGGCUGCUGGAUUAGCAAGUUGCAUGCUCCGGCGUACGAUCACUUUUCCUCGUGCUUUUUUGACUAUUGCAGGUGUUUAACUUCGCUGGUUUUUAACAUUUAAUAUAUCUAUCUGUGGUGCGGCGGCGAAAACGAUGAUGAGACGAUCAAUACGAAUUUUGAUGGGGGAGCAUAUAA
Toxoplasma gondii ME49 is the source of this 2912-nucleotide messenger RNA. RefSeq lists its product as hypothetical. The record is from RefSeq and is a predicted model, not a curated record. Gene Ontology annotation, biological process: proteasome-mediated ubiquitin-dependent protein catabolic process. The transcript is spliced from 5 exons. Lineage: Eukaryota; Apicomplexa; Conoidasida; Eucoccidiorida; Sarcocystidae. The coding region runs from base 909 to 2471 and encodes 520 amino acids. Gene Ontology annotation, molecular function: ubiquitin protein ligase activity; zinc ion binding.